AUGCUCGACGCCGAGAGACAUGGUCGGGAUCAUGAUCUUUCAAAGGUCGCUGUGACUACCUCUCAAGAUGCAAAAGGUUUUGCGGACGAGAAGUUCAAACAGAUAACACUGGAAGAGAAGAUUUUUCUUUUGACUGGAGAAGACCUCUGGCGCACGAAUCCCAUCCCUAGGCUGGGCAUCUCCAGAAUCAAGACUUCCGAUGGACCAACUGGCGUGCGCGGGGGAAUCUUCGUCGAUGGAGUGACUGCAGCUUCAUUACCAUCCGGCGUGUCACUUGCUGCUACCUGGGACAAGCAAGUAAUCGAGGACGUAUCGCAAGUCUUGAUAGCAGAAGCCAAGAGCAAGGGAGUUGAUGUUCUGCUAGGACAGACUGUUUGCAUCCCAAGGACCCCUCUGGGCGGGCGCAACUUUGAAGCUUGCAGCGAGGACCCUUUCUUGACGGGCAAGCUUGCCGCUCAGUACAUCAACACGAUCCAAGCUGCUGGCAUUGGGGCCUGUGUGAAGCACUACGCCGCCAACGACCAGGAGAAUCGCCGCUUCUUCAUCGACGAGAAGAUUCCCGAGCGCGCCCUGCGCGAGAUUCACCUCCAGCCUUUCCAAAUCGCGGCCCGCGACAGCAACCCGUGGUCGAUCAUGACGGCUUACAACAAGGUAAACGGAGACUUCUGCUCUGCGAACCACUACCUCAUCAGAGAUAUCCUCCGUGGCGAGUGGGGUUGGGACGGACUCGUUAUGAGUGACUGGUUUGGGACCAAUAGCGUUGUUCCCUCUCUUACAGCUGGGUACGUCAUCUGGGAAAUCUCAAGGAUGUUCACGAAGCUUACGGAUCAUUGCAGUCUGAAUCUUGAAAUGCCGGGGCCUGUGAGGAGGCGGGGCAGGCACCUUCUUGAAGCUCACCGGCAAGGCCUAGUCGACAGCUCCUUCAUCGAUGCUUCCGCAACUAGGGUUCUCGAGCUUGUCCAUAAGACUGGGAAGAGCAAAAUUCCCGACUGGAAAGAAGGACCUGAGCAGGCCAUCGAUCUCCCCGAGCAUCGGGCAAUCUUGCGCCGCGCCGGCGCCGAAGGCAUUGUCCUGUUGAAGAACGAGGGUGAUAUUCUUCCGUUGAAGGAUCUUGAUGGAAAGACCAUAGCUUUCAUCGGCCCCAACGCAAAAAGGUCCGUUGCGACUGGAGGGGGGAGCUCGAAUCUCUCACCUCACCACCGUACUACACCAUUCGGCUCUUUCAACAAGGAGGUCUCUAGCAUUUAUCCGACUGCGCAAGUCGUGACAAAGCCAGGCAUACUCACGCACCGUUAUCUCCCUCUUCUCGAGCCGUCGGUGAUGAGAAACCCGGAAACCGGCUCGCCUGGAUUCGUACUGUCGCUUUGGAGAAACAUAAAGCACGAGGGCAAGCCUUUCAUGACUGAGCACCGACCGAGUUCGAACCUGGUUUGUUACGACGGGCUACCACCAGAGUUAACGACUGGGGAAAGGUACUCCUACCGCGCCGAGACGAUUCUGACGCCGAAAACCACUGGAGUACAUCAGUUUUCGCUUUCCAGCUGCGGGCCCGGGAAGCUCAUACUCGACGGAAAGGUUAUUGUCGACAAUGAACGCCGGUGGUGGUCGCCCAAGUCGUCUCUUUUCAUGAGCUACGGCUCACCUGAAGAACGCGUUGAAGUGGAGCUGAAGGCCGGACAUUCAUACGAGCUUGUCCUUGAGUCCAUCAGUCGCGAGCCUAAGCCGUACGACAUGACGUACACGGGCAUGCUUGAACGUGAGGAGGUCCAAGACGGUGGUCGAGUUGGAUUCCUGGAGAACCCUGGCGAUCUCGGUGCCAUGCUACAAGAUACCGUUGACCUCGCCAGCCGCAGCGACAUAGCAGUCGUAGUUGUUGGGAAAGAUCACGAAUGGGAGACGGAAACAAGCGACAUGGUAUCAAUGGAUCUACCAGGGCAAUCCAACGAGUUGGUGCGGGCUGUAGUGAGAGCGAAUCCCAGGACCAUCGUCAUCAAUCAGACAGGUAGCCCAAUCACAAUGCCCUGGGCCAAUGAGAUGCCAGCCAUUGUUCAGGCCUGGUACCAAGGACAGGAGCAGGGCAACUGUAUUGCCGACAUUCUUCUGGGGACCACCAAUACUUGUGGGAAGUUACCGAUUACAUUCCCCCGCCGCAUUGAGGACACACCCUCGUUUGACAACUACCCCGGAGAGAAUGAUGUGGUUCACUUUGGUGAGAACAUCUACCUUGGUUACCGAUUCUAUGACCAUCGCAAGAUUGAGCCGUUAUUCCCCUUCGGAUAUGGUCUCUCGUACACGAAAUUUGCAUACUCUAACAUCAGGCUGAGCAGCGAUUCUCUCGCUGUGGACGGAACGAUUGAGGUCCAGGUUGACGUGACCAACACCGGGGAUGUUAACGGCAAGGAAGUAGUGCAGUUUUACGUGAGCCCGGUGUCCAAGCCGAGACUCGGCCGACCUCUGAGGGAGCUGAAGGGGUGGGACAAGGUGUUUGUGCGUCCUGGGGAGACUGCCACUGCUCGGGCUACACUGGAUCGGGUGAGUAUCUCCUACUGGGACGACAGCGUUCAGAAAUGGGUAAUUGAAGAAAGUGCCGUGUUUAUGGUUUCUGCGGCGAAGGACUCAAAGGAUAAAGGGCUGGUGGCAGAGUUUCGCUCGAAGGCCGCAACCCAGUGGGUUCAUUAA
This is a messenger RNA of Colletotrichum chrysophilum, 2679 nucleotides long. RefSeq lists its product as uncharacterized. NCBI's taxonomy places the organism in Eukaryota, Fungi, Ascomycota, Sordariomycetes, Glomerellales, Glomerellaceae. The record is from RefSeq and is a predicted model, not a curated record. Bases 1 to 2679 code for a protein of 892 amino acids. Gene Ontology annotation, molecular function: beta-glucosidase activity. The transcript has 4 exons. Gene Ontology annotation, biological process: glucan catabolic process.